CGUGACUAUUCAAGAUAAAACUAUAUAUGUACACGGGUAUACUGAAUCUUGUCAGAGUAAUUGAUAGCUUGUGUAUGCUUUGACAACAGACAUGGAGGGUAUACAACUACUAAAGCUUAUGUUGUACAUCUUGAUAUUAGUCAUGGGUGAAAGGAUUACCGCUGCCUCCAUGAUCCAACAACCGACGGUGUCCUCUGAGCAAGCAAAUACACCAAUUGAGCAGCUCGCUAUGUUGACCAAACGAAUGGAUGAGUUUGAACAAUCGCGCUCCGAUGAUAUGAAAGACUUGAAUAUACGUGUACAGGAUCUUGCAGAAUCACGCAAAAAUUACGCUCGCGUGAUGACUGAACUGAACCAAGAAGUUGCAGAACUGCAGCGUUUACGCGUCAAAGAUUUAAACCUGAUAGCUUUGCUGACUCAACGAGUAAGGAAGGUUGAACAGCAAUGUGAAAACGGUGAAGAGGCGGGGCAAGUUAUCUCAAAGGAGACACAAAUUUCGUCUGGUAACGAAACUGCGUAUUUCAAUACAAGCCAUGUAACCUUGCCUUCCCGAGCAUCACAUGAACGUGGUGAGGCGAAGCCAACGAACGGGGAUUUGUCGACACACUUUCCUAAAACACCCAGCUCAGAAUCAGUGAGCGGUCAAGGUCGGAUCCGAUCCAUACACCACGGAAAGAUUACGCGAGUCAGUCCGUCUGACGAUAUUGUGGUGUUCCAUGCCGUUCUUACACACACAAUCUCCAAUCCAUCUACAAGACAUCCAGUUAUUUUCAAUAGACUCGUCACCAACACCGGAGGCGCCCACUACAGUACCAACACAGGCGUAUUUACAUGCACACAGUCUGGAGUUUACGUCUUUUCUUGGUCAACAAACGUAGAAGGUCACCAGUAUAUUGAUUCUGAGUUAGUACGCAAUAAUUACGUCAUUGGUUCUGCUGUAACUGGACAAGGCACAGGAUUCGAAAGUGCAACAUCAGCAACUUCUGCUGCACACCUACAGGUCGGGGAUGAAAUCUGGGUACGUGUAGCUGGCCACGGGAGCGGUUCUGACAUACUUCCUAACAGGUCAAUGUUCACUGGAUUUCUACUGCGAUGAUCGUUGGCUGGACAUACUGUUUUUCUUUUGCUAAUAAAUCUUGAGGAACCAGAACAUUUCCUAUCUUUAUAUGAAAUUCGUCGCUACAUGAUGCGUUACAAGCGAAGAUCUGAUAAAUUGCGUUUUGCAUUCAUAAAAGUUUGGGACGGCACAUGGACUAGAAAGGUUUCGAACUUUUUCGGCCUUUUCCAUUGAAUAAUAAUAAAAAGAUUUUUGGGAAGUUUGGACCAUUUUCAAUCUAAGAAAUAUUCUUUUAAUCGUUUUGUUUUUCAAUUCUUCUUAUCCAUUCCUAGUUUCUUUUCUGGCUUGAUCAUUAACCUAAAGGUUGGAAAACUCAGUGAUUGUUAGAGUAAUUUACAAUAUUCAUAGAUUCGGUUAAAAUGCCUAAUUUUGACGUCAGAAUCAAAUUUCGUUAUUUACAUCAAAACCAUCUUCAGGUUGACAAUGAUUUCGUAAAUAGACUGAUUAAAUAUAGUUUUUA
Mizuhopecten yessoensis (Yesso scallop) is the source of this 1577-nucleotide messenger RNA. RefSeq lists its product as uncharacterized. The record is from RefSeq and is a predicted model, not a curated record. The transcript is spliced from 2 exons. Lineage: Eukaryota; Metazoa; Mollusca; Bivalvia; Pectinida; Pectinidae. The coding region runs from base 92 to 1096 and encodes 334 amino acids. Gene Ontology annotation, molecular function: protein binding.